Besnoitia besnoiti is the source of this 2475-nucleotide messenger RNA. RefSeq lists its product as uncharacterized. The record is from RefSeq and is a predicted model, not a curated record. The transcript has 10 exons. NCBI's taxonomy places the organism in Eukaryota, Apicomplexa, Conoidasida, Eucoccidiorida, Sarcocystidae. Bases 1 to 2475 code for a protein of 824 amino acids.
AUGGGGGUCCUAGACAGCGAUGACGAACUUUCCAGGCUCGAGGCGCUGGAGAAGCAGGUGAUCACAGACGACACUGCAGAAGAAAAACAGCGGUCGUGCCGCUGCGUUGAGGACCUGCGCGCGGACCUGGAGACGGUUCGGAAGAAAGUCAACACUCGGACCGUGGACGCAUCCACCGUCUCACGUCAAGAUGAACUGUUUGCUGGCCUGCUUCCUUCCGAUGUUAUUAAUGCAAAGAUCCAUCGUCUGCUGCAAGAAAAAGAAUCCAGGGACUCGCGUAUGUUUGCCGCUGCGGAAGAAGUGAGGCGCCUCUGGAAUAUCCUCAACGGGAAAGUCUCCUGGAGCGACUUCCAAAAUGGCCUGCGCCGAAUCGACGAAAUGCGCGUAUUCCUUGAAACGGCCGCUGAGAAGGUGUUUAUUGGUCACAGACAAUUUGUUUUGGACGAGUUAGAUAAAAAGGCUGACGUGGAGGCAGUGAACUGGGGCUUGAGAGCCAAGGCCGACGAAGCAGAAGUGAAAGCUCUUCGCGCGCGGGUAGAAUAUCUAGAACGCAUCCAAGGAGCUCUAUUGCGUGAAGUUGAAUGCAUUCGACCUACGGUCGACUACGUCGCUGCGAACACAGUCCCCGCCGUGUUGAAGAAUACCGCAGUUUGCAAGAUCAUGUGGGACUUGCUCGGCUUGAGCGAUCCUUCCGCAAAGCUGUUGGUCAACCCAUCAGACACGCCGGCGGAGCCUGGAAAUUCUUUGGAAACGCCGCGGGCGCCGCCUCGGCGCGAGGCGGCGGGGCGGGCAGUUCGAGAGGAGCAGAGCUGCGCCAGCGCGUCCGCGGAGGCUAAAGAACCCGAAGGAACGCUCCCUGCGCGCGAGCCCACCACUCCACAGAUCGUCAACACGUCCUCAGGAACGUGCGACAAGCGGCACACUGUCAGUCCUCCUUCAUCUCUUGUCUCUCCGAAUGUCGAUUUGACGCCGCGCCUCGGCGAACCGUGGAGCGCGAGGAGGCGAUGCAGAGCGCCUCCGGCGCCACGGACGCUAGCAGAGCCUCCGCCGCGCGGAAGCCGCGUGGCGAGUUCAGGCCACCCUGCAGAAGUCAGGCAAUGUCAUGCCGACCAAGCAGCAGGGAGUCGCGGGACGAGCGUCGACUCAGAAGAGAACGACGCACCACAGGAAUCUUCGUACGAACCCGGCGCUUGCCGCCGUCGUCGCCCAGCGGGGCGGACACAACGCCAGAGAGCCUACAGUCCUUCUUCCGCUCCUCUCGAGCCAUCAAACCAAAGAGAGAACAAAGCACAGCUCUCGAGUCCUCCGCGAGCAACUCGCGUGGCUGCGAAGAAAGCCGCCGAGCUCAAGACAACAGUCCGCCCGGCAUCCCCCGGUCAGUGGGCAAUGAGGGCGACGCUAAUUGGAAUCACGCGCGAAAGCCGGCGCGCCCGCGAGCAAGUCCUCGCCGCCACUAUUAGGCUAGCGGAGAUUAGCGAGAUGCUGGAGCAAAUGUAUAUUGAGUACUGCCUUGAGCUCGUGGAAGAAAAGUUCAAGGCAGCCGAGGAGAAACUUGGGAUUCUGACUGCCUUCGCUGACAGCGUCAACGCCAAGCGACGAAGCGACGAGGAGAGGCGUCUCGCCAGCCUGGACUGGACUGUGAAAGAAGUCCUGAAGGUGCGUGGACUGCUCAGCGACUGCGGAGUGACAGGGCGACACUCCAUGAGCAUCCAAGCAGUCCUGCGGAGUGGCUGCGUUAGAAGCCAUGCGGCUGCGCAGCCUGAAGUAGAAAAACACGCGAUCCGUUCGGAUAGAUUCACUCUUUUCGGGCGUCUCGCCGGCUGCUGGCCUUCACAGCCGGGCGAAGCUCCCGAUGCGGCGAGACCCACGCCCUGCCUCGCGUCCCCUGGGGCUGUACGUGUGCUUCAGAGGCUGACUUUCUGCAGCUCCUUUCCGCUAAGUCCGCGCGCGUACCACGUCGACCAGGGCGUCAAUGUGAAGGACGUGGCCGGCACGCCGCUGCCCGGUGUUCACAACACGGCGUCGCCGGAUGAUUCGGCGAACGGCGGGGCUCACUCGCCUCAGCCCACUCGAGGGCUCCCUCCUGCGGGCUCGCCGCGGCCGAACGUGGGGAAAUGGCGUCACAGCGGCCGCGGCGAUGACGAUUCAAGCAAAACGUACACCCUAAAGGACGCAUUCCGUGACAUCUUUGCGUGGACGCCCAAAGAGUUCCCGUCACUCGUCGCCGGUAAAAUGUCCACGAAGCUCCAUUCGACGGAUGGCGUUGAAACCAAGACGCUACGUUCGGGUGGGGAGACCCCGUUCACCGUUUCGUCGCCUCCUGAGAUACCCGCGAAGGCAUUCUCCGCCGCAUCAAUAACAAUUCCCCCGAGAGCAGGCGUCUCGAAACUCGCAUCAUGGAGCCCAUCUGAAGCGCUUAGGACGCGCAGCUUGACUCUUCCUGAGAUAACUAACUGCUGCAGAAUGCAUCCGUGA